This is a messenger RNA of Lactuca saligna, 303 nucleotides long. Lineage: Eukaryota; Viridiplantae; Streptophyta; Magnoliopsida; Asterales; Asteraceae. The record is from the annotation of a GenBank genome assembly.
AUGUGUAUUCAUGUUCUUGUCGAUACAAUCCUGAUCUUGUCUGUUCCUUUUGCAGCGCUUGAUAUACGACAUGGAUUCCGCCGCCAUGACAUUUGCAGUAAACCAAUCACCUCCCCUCCGGUAGAGACUAUUGGAAUGGUUCCUAUUCUUGUUAGAGACAUAAGUACUAUCGCUAUAGGAAAGAUGUUGUUAUUGGUUCAAGGAGUUGGGCAGCAAUGGAGCAUUCCAGAUGACAAUAUUAUGGAGUUGAUCCGACAAGUGGUGCCAAAGGACAUCCCCGAGCCUGCCUUUUUGAGGCAUUAG